Molecule: messenger RNA, 2272 nt
Organism: Triplophysa rosa
Lineage: Eukaryota; Metazoa; Chordata; Actinopteri; Cypriniformes; Nemacheilidae
Exons: 4
Coding region: 28-555 (175 amino acids)
Source: RefSeq, a predicted model, not a curated record
UCUUUCCUGUUUGCUCGCCCAUUGGCUAUGACCUAUUUCAGAGGCUCUUAUAGCAUCUGGGAAUUUGCAUUUGCAUGCAAUGCUAAAAAUCCUCAGACUCUCACUUCCACAAAGUUAAGGAAACAGAUUGGUACUCUCUCUGAAGUUCUCAAUCUGAGCAACACAGAGCUGGAUCAGCUGGCCGACUUUUUAGGUCAUGACAUUCGAGUACACCGCCAGUUUUACAGAUUACCAGAAGGCACUCUUCAGCUGGCCAAGAUGAGUAAAAUCUUUCUUGCUCUGGAGAAAGGACGUUUGGCUGAUUUCAGAGGAAAAAACCUCAAUGAAAUUGACAUUGAUCCAGAAGAGAGAGUUACACUGGACAAUGAUGUGGAUGAUGCUAAAUCCAGUCCAAAAAAGUGCACUGAAUUAUCCUCACAACACACUGCACCAGAGUGCACUGAAUUAUCCUCACAACACACUGCACAUGAAGACGAUGAUGACCACACCCUUCCUGCAGACCCAGCACUCAAAAAGAAAAAAGAAACGCAGGAUGCGCGUGCAGUUAUAUGUUAAGGCAGAUUCACACUGUUGAGUAUGUUGGCUCUUGGUUAUCUUGUAACAUAAGGAGGUCGUAAAGGUGAUGAUGUGAAUUUGUCCAUUAAUGGUAAUUAAAUUACAUUCCUAGGACAUGGCAGUUACGUUGCCAAUUGGUAAGUCAUGAAAUUACCAAAAAGAAUGAAUAAUUAUGUAACUGUGACUGUAUUUUAUGUUAGCAGAGUAUUCAUAAUAACUGGAGUCUUAUACUUAUACCUGUAUAGUGUUUGUGAGAUUGCAGAAGCUAUUUUGGUGAAGCUUUGUUCAAAAAUCUUAGCUUGCUUAAUGUAUACUAAUUAUUCCCAGAAUAACCAUUUUGUUUUUAACUAAUGCGUAAAACGGCAAUAUAAUGCAUAAUAUGGUCAUCACAACUUUAUUAUCUUGUUUGGUCUGUAAAGACUAUAAGAACAUGCAUACAAUUUUUUUUCCCCUGAAUAAUAAAAUAAGUGGCAUUUUCUCAAAUGGUAAAAGUAAGUUUUACAUUAUAAUAGCUCUGUUAGAUCCACUAACCUUCACUUUUAACCAACAUGACUGUGACUUUAAUGUUGUGUUUGGACAGAUGACAUAAAAGUACAGUUCUCUAUCUAUUUAACAAGUUAAUUUCACUGUUUGAUGCAUUGCCAAGAUAUUCACUUCAUUUUUAUUCCCUCAGGUCACGUUAAGAGGAUGCCCUGGAGCAAGGAGGAAAUACAUGCCGUUGAGAAACACAUGAUGAAUUUUAUAAAGAACAGUAAGGUGCCAGGAAAGGCAGACUGUUUGAGAUGCAUACAGGCUGAACCACUUGCUCUUAAAAACAGAGAGUGGCCAGCUCUGAAGUUCUACAUUAAAAAUCGCAUCACUACACUACAAAGAAAGAAAUUAACACAUUAAUACAAAAAAGAAAAGCCGCAUCAAAUUUAAAUGCAAAUAAGCAUGUGAUCACAUGUGUAAUGUGAUUUUUGGAACAUUGUUAAUCCAAUGUAUUCAUGUGUAAAAACCCAAGGAAUCACAUGUGAAAAAUGUGGCAACAUAUGAAAAAGUGUAAUCACAGUGUGCAGCAUGCGGUCUUGUGUUAUCCACAUGUGAUCACGAUUAACACACGAGGAAUCACAUGUGGAAAAUGUGGCGACAUAUGAAAACAUGUUUUCACAUGUGAUUCCUUGUGUGUUAAUCCCAUUCAAAUUCUCAUGUAAAAACCCAAGUGUUCCAAAAAUCACACAAAUUCAAAUUGCUCACAUGUGAUCACGUAUAAAAAAAUGUGAAAUUUGUGUGUUUUUUCUAUAAGAGAUGUCAAUUUGUUUUGUUUUGUCCUGUAUGGACAUUUGUGUUCAGUUCUGAGAUCAAAAUGAGUUGCUGCAGUUACCAGUGAGCAAUAUGGUUCAUGUUAUGAUCACAAACAUGCAUUUUAUGGUGAAGUUAUGCUUUUACUUAUCAGUAAGAAGUUUCAAGAAACGUUGUAUGUAAAAAUACAUACAAAGAAAAAAAGUGUUUUAUGAGUUUCAUAUACUGGACUAGUGUUUUGAACACAGGAAUGAGUUUUUUUUUAAAGUAAUGAGUUUUAAAAAUAUGUUCAGACGACACAUGACAUGUUCAUGUCAGAUGUUUUGGAAGCGUUUUACUGAAGCUGAACCACUUCAGCAUCUGUGGAAUAUAUGAAUAAAGUUUCAAAUAUUUUCAGCUACUUUUUUGAUCGGAGUAGUGUUUUCUGCAAACUGCU